AUGAGACGCCCAAGAUUUUUAAGUCCUUAAGAGAGAGUGAAGUCUCCUCUUGCUCAUGUAAAUUUACAAAUUCCACGCAAACAGUCUCUGUUGAUGUAGGUAAGAAUUGUAAUUAAUAAGACUGGUCCUUAUGUAUUUGAUAGCUCUUAAGUUAUUGGAAAAGGAUAGUAUUCAGUUGUUUAUAAAGGACAUGAAUAAAAUAAGCCUAAUCAAAUAGUAGCUGUUAAGGUUAUCACAAUUCAACCUAACAAUCCAAUUCAAAUGUACAUGAUCGAAAAUGAAAUCAACAUUCUUAAGCUUUUAGAUUCUCCUCAUAUACUUAAAUUACUAUAUCAUAAUCAAACCCAUAAAUAAGUAUUUCUAGUAACUGAAUUUUACAAUAAAGGUAAUAAAUCUACUCAAAUUGAUAGGUGAUCUUCUACAAAAAUUAUAACGAUCUCUAAUCUCAGAAGAUGAAGCACUAUAAUAUACUCUACAAAUUGCAAAAGCAUUGGAAACUAUCCAUUAACACAAUAUAAGUAAGAAUUCAAAUAUCUCUAGUGCAUGGAGACAUAAAAUCUGCAAAUAUUUUACUUUCUGAUAAAUGUGUUCUAGCAGACUUUGGAUUUGCUUAGAAAAUAGAUUAAGCAUAAUAAACAUUUAUUAUUGGUACACCUUUGUAUAUGGCACCUGAAGUACUCUUUGAUAAUCAGAUAAAUUGUUAAGCAGAUAUGUGGUCUUUAGGUUGUGUGUUAUAUGAGAUGGUUUUUGGAUAAUCACCAUUUUAUUCUGAGAACAAUGAUAUAUUAAAAAUUACUUUAUCAAAGUUUAAAGAACAUGGUAAAUUAACAUUUCCAAACACUGGUGUUUCUAAAAAGAUUUAAGCUUUAAUCUUGCAUUUAAUAAAAAUAGAUCCAAAUGACAGACUGACAGCAUAAGAAACAGUUGGAUUACUUGAACCAAGAAGUGUAGAUGAAUAAUUAAAAUUAAAUGAAAAUCAAAUAAAAAUUAAACAAGAAUUAUUGAAUCUAGAUGAAAAAGAUACUCAAAUUUAAGUGCCUCAAUAAUAAUAAACCAACAUUAAUGAUAGCAAUGCAAAUUCUAAUUCUUAAUCAAAUUAAACUCCUAUUUAAGAUAUCCAAUCUACUCCUGAUAAUUAAAAAAAUGUUGGUGAUAAUAAUUCAUAAGAUGAACAUAGAAGAAGCACAAAAAAUAGUAACUCAAGUGCCAAGAGAAAAAAACUAUUAUAAUAAUUAAAUAAUAUUAAUUAAAGGAAAGUUAAUUCAUACAUUAACAAUACUCCUUCUUAAUAAACAUAGUAAUAAAAUACUCAAAAUUCUGAUGUGAAGAAAGUUCUUCAUAAGAAUAAUUAAAAUCCAUAAUAAAUUAAUGUUAAUAAUAAUAAUAAUAAUAAUAAUAAUAAUAAUAAUAAUAAUAAUAAUAAUAAUAAUAAUAAUAAUAAUAAUAAUAAUAGCUCUAGUAAUAAAACCAUUUCUUUAUUAGAUUUAGUCAAUUAUUUUUAUAAAGUAUAUUAAUUAAUACUAAGUGGAAAAGAACUUAAAUUAGCUUUUAUUUAUCUAAAGCUUGUAAAUAUCUAUUAUAUGGCAUAUUUAGAAGAAUAAUCUAAAUAAUAAAAAAAAGUGACUUUUCUUAGUUGUUAGAAUGAUUAUUUUGAAUUAGAAAGAGAAAUUAAGAAUAAAUAUCCUCAUUGGUUUAAAGAGGAAGAAUUUCAAAAGAUUUUUCAUAGCAAAUUUGUCCUUACUUAAGAUUUUCUGAAAUAUUCCUUAAAUUAUUUGAAUAAAGCAGCUGUUGAUCAAUAAUUAGAUGAAAAAAUAACAGAAAAAAUAAAAAAAACACUUCAAAUAAUAUCUAUACUUGUGUCAAAUGAUAAAAACAGCACAAUUUAGUUAGAUUAAUAAAUUAUACGACUUCAUAGACUUAAUUCCAAAGUUUGA
Paramecium pentaurelia is the source of this 1934-nucleotide messenger RNA. NCBI's taxonomy places the organism in Eukaryota, Ciliophora, Oligohymenophorea, Peniculida, Parameciidae. The record is from the annotation of a GenBank genome assembly.